This is a messenger RNA of Exophiala bonariae, 5349 nucleotides long. RefSeq lists its product as uncharacterized. The transcript has 7 exons. Gene Ontology annotation, biological process: DNA-templated transcription; regulation of DNA-templated transcription; vesicle-mediated transport. Bases 1 to 5349 code for a protein of 1782 amino acids. The record is from RefSeq and is a predicted model, not a curated record. Gene Ontology annotation, molecular function: DNA binding; zinc ion binding; DNA-binding transcription factor activity, RNA polymerase II-specific. NCBI's taxonomy places the organism in Eukaryota, Fungi, Ascomycota, Eurotiomycetes, Chaetothyriales, Herpotrichiellaceae.
AUGACAACCAUUACUCGUCCGCGUGUUGUUCCCGCUCACCUAUCAUACCUAGCCAUCUACAAUCCUUCCCUUGGACCUACAGACGAGACCCUUGGAGACCAGAUACUAUUUUACUACUCAAAAGACCAUGACGCGCGAUCGGAGAAACGGCGUAGGGAGGGGCACAAUAACAAUAUAAAAGACCAUAGCGCAUCUGAAGGAGAACAGAGGCGUACUUCCACUGAAGAAGAGGAAGAAGAGCGUGAGAAAAAUGAACGGCUUCGACAAGUCGGCCUGGCUCAGGGAAUGGUGCAUUUUGUAAAGAACUUCUCAAGUGGUGUGCCUCUCGAGUCGAUUGAAUCUGAGAAAUCCCGCGUUGUAUUGAAAGAACUCGAACCACAAUGGUGGAUUCUUGCUUCUAUCGAGCUAACCCAAUUGCCAUCCAACGCUACGACCAACGCUUCCACGAUGCAACGUGCUGCAAGCUCGGGUAAGGAUCGAGGAGUUGGACAAAAGACAACCCCUCCAGAUGUGGUUGAGUACUCUUCGCGUGAGGUCGCUUCUCCACAACUACUACUCAGCCAAUUAACUCAAGCAUACCGAAUUUUUCUACUUCACCAUGCUUCCAGCUUGUCUGAACUCUGGAGAAAGCACUCAAGUAAUAGAGAGCACUUUUGCAAUCUGCUUGAUCGAUAUUGGACCAAGUUUAUAUGGAACUGGGACGUCUUAUUGCAUGGACACCCGGCUAUCGAGCUCUUUGAUGGCAUCAAACUCGCGGGUGGUGGCGAGCUUGGCAUUGGAGUCGGAGAAGAAGGAUGGGGCAGUGGUGAGCGUGAAGUGCUUGAGGACUUUGCGCAUCGGACCGAAGGACUCAUCGAUCUGGUGGUGGCACGUUAUGGCGAUGCACCAUCGACAGCGAUCGACCUCCAGUCCAGCAAAGAUCCGAAAGUAGCCAAAAGCUUCGGGGAGCCUGAGCCCUGGUUGGGAAAUGCUGAAAGUUCGAGGGCCCAGGAUGGUAUCAUUUUCUCCGGAAUUGGGGGUGUUUCGCGUAGAUCACUCGCUACCAUUUCACAGUGGAUGGAGUCAAUUUUUGUCCAUGGCGACAGUGCUUACGGAAUUGGGGAAAACCCUGCCUCUCGACCAAGACAUCGUAAGAAGACAAGGAGAACUCCUGAUCCAGGAGCACAAGCUCACCCUAGCCACGAAUCCGAACGCGUAAAGCGAUCGGAGCUCCGACUCAGAUCACCCCACGGUAAAGCGUCGAAGCUCCACAAAAGGGCAAUCGAAAACAAUGUCAACGCUCCUAGAAUUCCAGCCCCACUUGUUAGUGUUGUCGAAAACUCCUUGGAUAAUGCAGUUGCAGCAGCCGGUGCUCGAGCCUCAAGCAAGAGCCCUGAGCCCAAUCGGGGUCACAAUGACAGUAAAGAGGCCAAAGAUACUCAUGCAGAUGGUACACUUUUUGGCACGGACAAAAUGAUGAAGUACUUGAGCCUAGGUUAUGGUUCGAGCUGGACACUGAACCCUAAAGGUUUCGCUUCUGGCCACCUACCUGGCGAAGCGAAACCGACAUCUACAACAACUGGACCAGACGAAGAAGCUGGGCAAACGAAAACUGAAGACGAUCUCCACCACAUAGAUCCCACGCCUGAAGUCAGUGACGAAGAUGAAGUACCCUUUGUCCAGCGACUUGAGCAGUCUAUUGGCAGAUUCUUGAUUGGAUUAUCGGGUGAUCUGGAAAACACUGAAUUUGACCAUGAUGAAGGCGACACAUCGAGAACUACUGACAGUUUGGAAUCGAGUGCAAUCACAGCUCCAUCUUCUUCGCCAGGGACACGUACGCAUCGCCUUUUUCUUCGUACUUUGACCGUCGAAAUGUCUUCAGCACGAUUAAGUCAUCUCUCCGUUUCAAAAGCGCGAGGUCUUGUAGACACAAUACCUAGUUCCAAGGGGCAAGGAUACUCCCCUCAUGGUGAGGGUAAGACUAGUGCUGGAGCUUCUGUUGAUGGCAGUCAACCCAAUAUCACCCACGAGAAAGUUCAAAUCGCAGUAUAUGUCCAUCAGCCUUUCAUGUUCGUUUUUCUCUUCCAGCUGCGAACGCCCAACCUUACCAUGCCAGCCUUUUAUCGUUCAAUCCAUCACACCCUCGGACCAUUGCAGAAAAGUUUACUGCGAAGUACGGACUUGGCUGUAUGGCAAGAGCGAUUACAAGAAGCUUUGGGUCCUGGAUUGGAUUCAGAUGCUAUGGGUCUUGAAGAACAGAGAUCUAAAUCGACCGCACAAGCUUCGCCAGAGAUCUAUGAUUUUAUCUAUUACCCAUCAAAGUUAACGAUCCGCACCUCAAUCCCUAAUAUUCCAAUGCCAGGAAGCCUUGCAGCAGAGGGGUUACACCGUCAUCAGCUUUCACAGCGGCCCGUGACCGUCUCCGGGUCAUGGUAUACCCUGGGCAUACCAAUAGGGUCAUCUUCAGCCUCGGGAGCCUCAUCUCCCUCAAACGGAGGUGGCCUGAUCAAGCAUGACUGGACACGAGUUGACGCUCUCAAUACGUACACCCAUCUACUGAAUAUUUGGGUCGCAACCCGUUGUCGUGGCCCUGAACUUCAUGAGGCUGGAGCAGGACGAGAGGAGAUAGAGAGGAGCGUCAAAACCUCAAGAGGAUGGUGGGUGGCAUGGAUGCGUAUCAGUGCCCAGAAAGAACCCUCAGACAAGGCCAAGGAUACUAGCUCUAUGAAGAAUGCUCAAGAAACGGGCUCGGACAACUCCACAGAACAAGAGGUUAGGGAAGCGUUUCUCAUCCGGAGGUCUCAAGAGCCCACCUCGAAUAACAGAGAUGCAUCCGGAAGCCGAGGGGAUUCGAGGAACAUUAGCUCGUCAGGGAGGUGGCUACUUCGAGAGCAGCCACGUAGCCGUGAUUGCGAUCAAGACACGCCAUGUUCAAAUUGCCGCAAUACGAACAAAGACUGUGUUUACGACGCCUCUCAAGAUGGAAGACGAAAGGAAGUAAGGAAACGCCGCCUCGACGAGCUAGAGUUUCGCAGCAACGCCCUCGACCGACUUCUCCUGAAGCUGCGGAAUUCUUCGCACGCUGAAGCCCGCGAGCUCAUUGACCUGAUCAAACGAGAUGCGCCACUCGAGGAUAUCCUGGAGUUCAUCGAGAAGAAUCCUGGGGAACUUGCUGACAAAACCAAGAGAGCUUUGUCCGCAAGUCCCCCUCCACCCGAAGGGGCUGGCAUUCGUCGCAUGCUUGCUAUCAGUGAGCUCAUCGAUAUGCCACCCUUUCAAAUCGAGGCCGGUCCUUGGACAUCAGUGACCUCUGACAAUGCUCUGGUGUCACAUUUACUUUCCGCAUACUAUGGAUGGUACCAUUUCCACUAUCUAAAUUUCGACUGGGAUUUAUUCAUCGCGGCUCUCAAGGCCAAGGAUUUGAGCUCGCCGUAUUGCUCGCCAUUGCUGGUCAAUGCGGUACUAGGUAUGGGUUGUAUGUUUUCGGACCAUCCAUUAGCGCUUGCUGUCGCAGGAGACUCGGAAACGCGCGGUCAACACUUCUUCCACGAAGCACAAAGGCUUUACGAGCUCGAGACCGACCCCUUGACGCUCACUAACGUUCAAGGCUUCACUAUUCUGAUCAUGCUGGCAGCCUUUGCCGGCAAGGACAGGAUCAGCUCUGCCUCGUUGAAGAAGCUCGAGGUUAUGGUACCUGAAUUCCUUGCUCAAUAUGAUUCAUCCAAGGUCGAGCAGCCAAUCUCCCCGGAGUUGCAGAAAUCUCUCGAGAUCGUCGAAUGGGCAGCAUAUAUCUACCUCACUGGAUUUGGAAUCUCUUUCAUGGGCCCUCCAACAUGGUCGAAGCCGAGACUAAGAAGACCUUAUCAAUCCGAUGAAUGGAAGACUCACCUUACACCCUGGUCGCCAUAUCCUCUUAACCAAGAGCCAAUCAAUCUUCCCCAACAUAGUUUGUGUAACGCCCUUGCUCUUGCCUAUAGUUUUAUGGGCGACGUUCAGUCACUAUUGUUUGUCGAAUUUCCGAAGCUCAACGCAGUGCAAAAGUUCGAAGCCGCACAAGAACUCGACCGUCAAAACGGCGUGUGGUAUGAUUCUCUGCCCGCGGCACAUCGUUUCGACCAGCCGGACUUCAUCAUCGUUCCCGGCACUGUGGACUUGGCUUUGGCUAUCCUAUUUUCGCGUCUCUUUCUGUGGAAUUGGACGACUCCACCACCCAGUGUGGUGACGAAAGUGCCCGAGGAAACAGUCCGAUAUGAACCCGACGAGACUACGCGUGAAAUUUCUGAUGCCGAGAGAGUGCAAGCUGUCAGAAUUAAGACUCUAGCGACUUGUGCACAGAUUGUUGACACCAUCGUGUCACUCGGACGGAGAUUCGAUGAUCAAUAUGGACCAUCAUAUCACAGCAUGCUGACACCUCAAUCCAGCAUCUUUUGUGCGAAUUUUCUUCUUUCGGGGAAUUUAAACUCGGCACACGAGGAGGGACUUCUCCUGGAGAUCAUGAAAAUUCUUGUCCAGAGCUCAAAGCGCUGGCAGCUUGUGAAAGGCGUCACACAAAUGCUGCUCAAAGGUACGGAAGCCAAAGUCAAGGCCCAACCGUCGCCUCUUGAUGAGCGGGAUGAUGAUCAACCAAUUGUCCCAAGCGCAGGACAAUUAACGCAGGACGUCUUCGAGAGCAUGGAAUUGAUUGUCAGAGAUAUGGCGUGGAGUCCGUCUGACUAUCUGCAUUUCAGCUCUCGGUAUCCCAACUACUUAGUGGCGAAGGAGGAUCCAACAGUUGAGCUGAGUAAUAUGCUGGAGCAAUGGGCACAACUUGCGCUCGAUGAGAUCGCCUUGAGAGAAGCUGAGGGCAAUGAGGUGGAGCCGCCAGGCCAUGAAGUCUCCAAUGUCGACAAUGUUGCGCCAGAAGCCCCCCCAGUCCACAGCAUAGAGCACGACGAUGUCGCAAUGACCGAGGCAGAGGAGGUGGAGAAGACCGAUGCUCCUCACACACCGGCCGUACCAUCAACUGAGGACACCAAAGUGGACGAGAAAAACGACCUACCAACAAAUACAGGGACCGAGUCGUCUGCUCGGGACGAGUCAACACGGCAGAACAAUCAGGGAUUGACAGUUGACCAACCUACGGAGAGCGACGCAGCCGCGACAGGACACGAACAACCUGCGCAAACGUCGGAAGUCGAAGCAACCACAUCGACCACGCCGGCUCCUGAGGGACAUGAAAGCGCAAAUACCGUUGAAGUGAGCACGGCCGAGGCAGGUGCCGGCGAAGAAGCGACGACAGAGGAUCAGGUGAUAGCAGAAGAUGUAGCGAUGUUGCACGAUACUUCUGAAACGGCUGUCGAGCAGCCAGCGAAUGAGAAGAAGUCCGAUUGA